AUGUCUCAACUCUAAAUAUUUAACUUGAAACUUCAAAAUGAAACUAAAUCUACUAUUCAAAAAUCCAUUCUAAAAAAUCCAUAAUAGUGUUCAAAUCAAAGUAAAAUUAGAUUGGAUUGGGCUGGUAAUUAAAUAAUAAAAGGAGGACUACAUAAAAUAGUUUUCUUAAACCAAAUUGAUACUGCUCGAACAUUUAUUGAUUUAUUAUCAAAUGAUAUUACAGAUUCAUUAAUUGAAGAUGUUCAUUAAGAAUAAAAAAACUUUAAUUAGAUAUAAGCAAACAACACUAUAAAAAAUCAGUGUGAGCAAAGUUAAUAAUCUAACUGUUGUUUUAUUUAAUGA
Paramecium sonneborni is the source of this 342-nucleotide messenger RNA. The record is from the annotation of a GenBank genome assembly. Lineage: Eukaryota; Ciliophora; Oligohymenophorea; Peniculida; Parameciidae.